Messenger RNA from Sodiomyces alkalinus F11, 1123 nucleotides. RefSeq lists its product as hypothetical. NCBI's taxonomy places the organism in Eukaryota, Fungi, Ascomycota, Sordariomycetes, Glomerellales, Plectosphaerellaceae. The transcript is spliced from 3 exons. The coding region runs from base 217 to 1074 and encodes 285 amino acids. The record is from RefSeq and is a predicted model, not a curated record.
AUGGCUCUAGAGAUCAGUGCUCUCUCUGCAAUUCACGACUUCGCUGCCUGAGCUCAUCUCCAGCAUACGCCUCAGGAAGAAUUAGUAUUUAUAGACCCCUUUCAGUGCCCUCGAUGUCUCUUACAUUCUCCAGCACCCUCAACUCGAGCACUUUGAUCUUCCAGCACUGCACCAGAACACACACACGCCAAUUUGCCAUACGAAGAACCAACCACCAUGACCAAAACCCUCAGGGCCUCGAUGAGGUCCACCAUCCUCUUGACCAUUGGUCUCCUGGCCGUGAUGUUUGGCAUGUCGGCCGCUCUGCCUACCUCGAACAACACUGUCGGAGGCAACUCCGAUCUCGCGGACACUUCGAUCGACUCUGAACUCAGGGUUUGCCGACUGACACCUCCUUCCGGCCCAUCGUUAUUGGUAGAGAGCGGCGGCGACAGGGACAACGGAGGCAAAGGCGUCCUCCUUCAGAACGCCGACUCUGGUCCCGCUCGCUGGUUCCACUUCUACCACAGCUCCUACGAUAACAUGGUCUACAAGUCGGUCAAGAUCCGAAGCGGGGAAACCGUCUUCGUCUCCCUCUGCGACGGCUUCGAGGGCCGCAUCCAGCGCGGCACCGAGACGAACUGGGAGCGCAGCAUCCAGAAGCUGGGCACCUGGGCCGAGUUCAGCUUCGACGAGGCCGGCCGGGACAUCUGGGGCAACAUCAGCGUCCUCGAGGGCUGCGACGGCGGUGUCGAGAUCGCCACCACGGACGGCUCCAACGUCCGGAAGGGGUUCCGGGAGUACAUCCUCGACGGUGCCCCCUCGAACGCCAUGACGCGCAAGAGGAAUGGCAGCCCCGUCAUCGACAAGCUGGUGGGACACGAUGCCAACAGGGCGGCUGAUGAGUACAUCCGCAGACGGCUGAACCCGUCCAUGGUCGACAUUAGCAAUAACCAGCAGACUGCUGUGAAGUCGGGCAACAUGAGGAUGAGGUUCAUCUUCCACCGGGGUUCGUACGAAGUUGGGGGUUUGCCUUGUCGGGGAGGGAUUACGCACUUCCUCGUCUCACAUCUCUGGAACGGUCAACGUUCAUAGCAUCAGUCUCGUAAUAUACUCACUGAAGUUGUGACAACCAGCUGCCGAG